GCAUCAACUCCGUUAUCUCCACAACCAAACCUGUGCUGGCAUGUUCCAAAAGCGGUUGUCACUCUUUCAAAGAUCAUCAUUUCCAACUACUUUCUCUAUCGUCGUAUCGAAGUGCAGUGUAGAUCAACGUCGUCGAGCUGCUCUCAAAUUUGUUGCUGCACUGCUAGACGCAGCAGAAAUAAUUACCUGUGAUUGCCUGAAGAGGUGUAGUGGAACUUGGGUUGUCUUUUUUGCUUUGACUCGUACUUCAACCGUUCUCAAGUGGUAACCUGGAACUCGCUCUGUUCCUUGCUUCUCGUGUUGCUGAAUACUGCACCCGGAGCAGCAACCGUGUCUGUGGUGCUCGGAGGUGUGAAUACUCGAUCCCAUCCCCUACCCCCGCCAUUGCCGCUGUUACAUGCGUGCCUGCGUGCAUUCGCCACCCAAGCAGAAGUGGUACCUUUCUGUUUUGCAUCUUCGUUUGGACAGUCUAGAGCCGAGGGAACAGAGGUGGAGGGCAGGCGUUCAAGCACUUAUUUGAUUAUUAGCCAUUUUUGUCAGUGUGAAGUCGCACUUUUGGCUCUGUGUGUGGCAUGGCAAGUGUAGCUGCGCAUGUCGCAUGAUACAGCUUGGUGGUCUACUGCAGUACUGUGAUACUGAUAGCAGUACGCACAGGUGAUGAGUGUGUCAACAAACUUUACCAUUCCCAAGAAAAGGGCAAAGGACCUCUUCGAACCCGUUGAAAAUGAAUCUCGAGAGGGCAAAGAAGUUUUGCGUCAAAUCCAUCUUUCCUUUUCUGACCCAGACUACUCAAGCCGAUUUCAAUUUUCUAGUAUUCGACAGGUCCAUAGCCCACGCCUUGACCAGUAUUCUGCCUGGAGGAAAGAGAAACGCAACGAGGGCUACGGUACAGUGGAGAUGGAGGAGAAGUACUGCUUCCUGGCUGUACGGUCCGAGUCUGAAAGCAAAUCACUUUGUGAACGAGGGUUGGAAGUGUCCAAGUCGUCCUACCGUGGCCAGACGUGUUUGGGCGACCCCGUGUAUGGAGUGUAUCUACACAGUACAGUAGCUGCGGCCGUUGAUGCUAUUGGAAUUCGCCAUGGGAAAUGCAUGCUGAUCAUCUUCAAAGCUAGCCGAGGCCGUGUCAAGGCUGUUGCAGCAACUCUCGAUGACUCAGGUAGAUACCAGCGUAGUAGGCGGGCGCAUACGGAUCUGCUGCAGCCUGCUCCGAAUUUCGACACUCACAUUGCCCGUGCUGGAAGCAAGUUUGUACAGAACCUGCUGUACAUGUACGAGUUUGACGACGAAGGUCUGCCGUCAAAGCGACCGCGGCAGUGCUGCCCUUUUGCGAUAGUAGACUUAACUCUUUCGCCCGCUCCUGCUCCAGCUGAAUCAGGGAUGGCAGCAGCAUCUCCCACUGGUCACACCACAAGACGCUUAUCCUCUCACAGUCGACUGUCACAAGUAUCAGCAGCAGCGACGCCAGUAGCACCACUGCCUCCAUCAACGUGGACAGGCGGGGUAAUAUUCACCAGUGACAAUCAGACCACUGCUGAAAUCACUGUGCUGGAUGUUGCCAGAGAUCGCUUUUGCAAGCACCCGAAUUUCGGCGAGGAGCUGAAGUUGACAUGUGUUUUGCCACGUGCAUCUCUAGCAGCUGUUAUUCCGCUGGAUGUCUUGGAUCAGUAUAGCGAUUCGAGUGAGCCGCUAACGGUGGCCGGUGGUCUGACAGCGCAAUGGCUUCAUGUGUCGUUGGGUGUGCCGCACGAGUAUGCUCGCCAGGUUUUGUGUAGCCUGCAAUGCGUGCAGCUGGGAGCUGUGGGUGUUAGUGAUGAGCUGCUCGUGCUCCUCACCGGUCACGGAGACAAGGCCGACCGCCCAAUGGUGCUCUGGCUGAUCGUCGACGCGGACGCCACCGUCAAUGCACGUGCAAUCCUGCAGAAGUGCUAUGAGCACUGCUACCUGUUUCGAGAGGAGCUGUCCCGGACAUCCGCUCCUGCGGAGUCGCCAUCCUCUGCGGUGGACCCAAGUGGUGUGCAGUUCAGUGAACAGGCGACGUUGCCAGUAGCUGCAGGAGCAGCUCAAGAAACAGGUGAUGCAAGAGUGAUCUCCGAAACACCACCGGAUAGUCACUAUGCUGGAAGUGUGUGCGAUACUAAUGACGUACGAUCCAGGAGAAACUCUUUAGAGCCUACACAGCAUCUGUAUGAGAGCCCCGGCUGCAUCAUGAAAGGGCCAUACGUAGAGGAAGACGACUUCUCCUGCACCAACAUGUACACCCCGCCGGAUGACGAAGAGAACACAGGAAACCUUGGCUUGCAGCAGGGCUCACCAUCUGUUCAGUCACACCACGAGUAUCAGUAUCAGCGAGACCAAGAAGAGCAGCAGUACUGCUCGGAUGACAGCUACACUUUCCCAGAGCGGCCUCGGGACCAAUACAUGGCGCCAGUCUGUGAGGUGGAAAACCACCAGGUGUAUCAACAGCAUGAACACGAGCACGAGCUGCAGCAGUACUGCUCGGAUGACAGCUACACUUUCCCAGAGCGGCCUCAGGACCAGUACAUGGCGCCAGUCUGUGAGGUGGAAAACCACCAGGUGUAUCAACAGCAUGAACACGAGCACGAGCUGCAGCAGUUGCAAGAAGCUGACGAUAUCAGUGCGCUGAUUUGCCGCAGUCCGGAUAUGGACUCAUCUCUUGGUGACGCAUUUGUCAUCGAUGAGUAUGGCGAUGCGUGUACAGAUGACUAUCAGGGCAAUGAAGGCAAUGACGCAGUGGAUGAUUGGCCGCUGCCACCGCCACAGCAGUCCGUUGUGUUCAAUGAAGAGACUGGACAGUGGAAUGAUGUUGCCUUUGACCACGAGCAGGGUUUCGUUGCAUCGGCAUCAGCUGCCGAGGCACAGUUGUCACCGUCUUGUCUUUAUGAGGAGUGGUACAGUGAACAGUCUGGACCGAAUGCCUCGCUGUCCCCGGGCGAGCUCAAUAGGAGGUCUUUAUACCUUUCAUCAUGUGAGUCUGACUCGGGUCAUGCUCAGGGUUAUGUUGCCUCACCAUCACCGCAUCCCACAUGCCCGUUGUCACCAGGCAACGAUCUUGAUGGUUUGCCUCUGGAAUCGCCUGCUCCUACUGCUGUCUACUUCGAACCAAGUCUUGCUGUAGAGUUAGAACCGCCACCACCGCCUCCAUCAAGACCGCCAUUGCCGCAGCCAUUGUCUCCUCCUCCUCCGCCACCGCCAGUGGCACAGUCGUCAUCAGCAACUUCAAUCUGUUCUGCACAGUACACUGCUGUUUCCCCAGUGUUGUCCCCGGUCACGCCGCCUGCUCUUGACUAUCAAACGUUGUCAUCAGCGGGAUCUUCACAGCUCGACCUGGAUCUUGAUGAUCAGCAGCCGUUAGACUUCCGCACCCAGUUGCCCAAGGAGCUUCCCAUGGCCGUCAGCAACGGAUUCAUGCCACACGACCCGUUUGUGGGUAUCCACGCACCAUCUCCACUAGAGGUGCAUGCUAUCAGUCCGGUGCACCCAUCCGCAAGUGGUGCCUACACCGAUGGUCAUGCUAGCAGCACGAAUACCCAAUGCAUUGCAGUACUGGAUGCAGCUACACUGGCAAAUAUCACGGACAUUACCCCAUCACACGAAAUUGUGGACAUGGAUAUUGACUCGAAUGAGGAUGAGCCUGUUGCUUCAGCGCAGUCGUUCAAUGCGGUUCCUAGCGAGCCUCUAUCCGAGCAGAAUGCGCAAGCGUACUACAGUGAUGUAGUGGCACGUCAUCCCCAUGCCAGCUUUGAGUUCAAGCUGGCAUUCCUCAAGCAAACUGGAAUACUAAGUGGGCUUGUUGGUGAGGACGUGGUCAGUGAUCUGGUAUCUGCGACGACUGCUGCUGUUGUGGAUGCUGAUCUGCUCGGUCAGUUCUCUCCAGAGGAAAAGGAGCGUUUCACCUUCCUGGUCAACAAGUUAUGGGCCGGCUUGUAUCGCUCCAGUAGCGCGGACACACCGGGCACUGACCUUGCUGCUGCUGCUACUGCUGCACCUGCAUUAGCUGCUGGGAUAUUUCUCCCGGGAUUCUUGCUACCUGCUGCUGCUGCUGCUGCUACACCGGUGUUGUCUGACUGCUCGCCAGUGAUUGCCCCGUUGCCGAGCUCUCCUCCGCCUGUUACCCCACCAUUGCCCAGCUCGCCCACCUGCGAUGGCAGCAAACACCCCAGGCAAUUCUUUCAGCUGCGACAAUCCAGGCUAGCCAGUCUGGAUGCUUCGUCCGCGUCAAUGCCAGGCUCCCAGCAAGAGUGUGUUGUUAGCCCACCAUCGGCAACACAUGUAGAGACUGUAGCAUCUUCACCUGAAAAACAGCACACCGUAGCCAGCGUAUGUACAGUCGGCGAAGUGCCAUCGCUGUCCACAAACACAGGGAGCUCUGCUCGCUGGCAGCCUGUCGCAACACUUGACAAAGACAGCAGGGAGCAUGCCAGUUCUGCUAGUGCUGCUGCCACAACCCAGUGUGGAAGCUCUGCUAAUCGAAACAGUACAGACCAGCCGGCUGCUGCUGCUGGCCAGCAUGGUGCACAUAGUGACAGUUGCAGUUCUAAGCGUGCUUCUCCGACCAGCAGCAGCGCUGACCGGUGUCGCUCACCACUAGCUGCACGCCGCCACUCACCAGUAGCCAUUGCUGUUCCUAAGUCUGUAGUAGGUAACAGCCAGUCCAGUAAACCUGAUAGUCAACACCGUAGCACUACGACUGCACGUGCACAUCCGCCAAAUUCUGCAUCCAGUAACCAUGGCAACAAUGGUAGUCCGCUCUUAGGAAAGUCACGGCGCAUACGAAUAGCUGCACCAUCGCCAUCGUCAGUAGUGAUGUCAUUACUGACAUCAUCUACAGUGUCGUCAUCUUCAAUGACAUCAUCGACAGUGACAACAUCGACAGUGACAUCCGGUGGGACAGAAUUGUCAUCACUCACUAAUGCAGUGCAGUCACAGUGCAGUGAUACUCCAGCAGGAGCACCAGCCAGCAGCAAGCCAGCCACUGCGGGUUCCUGUGAGCCAAGUGAACUGUCUAGUGCCAUAUCCAGUGUAUCAUCUGCUUCUUCUGGCAUCAGCAAAUCCACGAGUGCAACGCCAUCACCAAGUAGUGAUGGUAGUUCAAGUAUCAGUAAUAGCGGCGUUUCCCAGACAUCUGCUAAGAAUGCGUCCAUGCCUCACGUAGCAGCUUCCAGCUCAGCUACUGGCCGUAACAGGACUGAGACAACGACUACCGCUACAUGUGUCACCAUGGCGACGGCGGUCUCCGCAGCUUCUGAGCCCAGUUUGGCACAGCGUGGAGGUAAGUCGGCAUCAAGUGGCAGCAAAAGCAUCUUGGAUCAGGGCCAUACUGUGUCAUGCAAGUCACGCGUACAGACAAAAACGCCAUCAACCACCGGCAGUUGCCAAACACCUCCGAAAGCCAGCUCAAGUGCAAAGGAGACGGAACAGCAAACUAGCGGCCAUGCUGCAUCCCUCACCAGUUCAAAGACACUGGUUCCUGUCCUUGGAAGCCGAACUAAGUCAACGCCCACUCCUAGUUCUCUACCCACCACAUCAACCAGCAAGGCAACGUUGCCGGAGAAGUCCACCGCCUCUCCCACAAAGACAGUGCAUGCAAGCAGUAAGAGCACAGCAGCUUGCACAGCCGCCACUACUGUGUCGGUCACACCGAGCAGCACGGCAGCUGGCCGCAGUAAAGCGAACGUUAAACCCAUCAACUCCAAGGUGACAUCAGCUGUGUCACCUCCUCUUCCUGCUGGAACGAAGCCAAUCACCGUCAAGCUCAACACCAGCAAAGUGGGACAAUCCCAAUCGCCAGCAGCAUCCACUCCGACCUCUAGAUCCAGUCCACGCCGGUCAGCCAAUACCAGUAGUAGGACUGCUUCUUGCAGUGACUCACCCACUAGCAACCUCAGACCGCUCAUGACUGAAACCACCAAAUGGUCCUCAAAGUCUCAAUCAUCUGCAGGCCAGAAAGCACCGGCGAAUAGACCACAGCCAUCACGGCCAGCAACUAGUCAGGCAGGUAGCGCAAAAGUGACAACGUCAGCGCGAACUACUGAUCGUACUGAGUCAACUAGACCUACAACUCUUGCUCAAGCACCUGUUUCUUCUACUGCCAAUACUGCUGCUAGUACAAGGAGAGUGGCCACACCAGUCAACUGUUCUACUACUACUACUACAGUCAACAGUGAAAAUGUUUCAAUCCCUGCGUCGAAGAAUAAACCUGCGGCAGCGUCAUCAAUUGCUAGGCGUACAGAUGGUUCUGGACCCACUACAAGUACUCCAGUUGCCACCGCAGCCACUGGUGUGAGAUCCUCUGGUGCUACUUUGAAACCUGCUAGACUCGUCUUCACAAUGAAACCAGUUAAUGGGCCUGCUAGCAAAGGAGAAUCUGUGCCUGUUCCUUCAUCCCAAGUGAGUGAGUGUAGUGCUUCUGCUGAUGGAGGUGGUGAUGGUGGUGGUGGUGGUAAGAACAACAAGGAUUCGCCCUCGAACACGAACUCUAGCAGUGGUGCAAGUCAUCGUACUGCAAAGGUGUCUGCUGACAGUAAUGGCCGUGCUGGUGGUGAAACUGCACCUGCAGCCAGUAACUGUCCUAUUCAAGUGGUUCGCUCUUCGCACUCUGACACAAGAACAGUGUACAGCUCUGCAGGACAAUCUGCUUCGGGUGCGAGCAAGAAGUGUUGCGAUCGUCCUCAACAGGACCGGCAAUCUGUUGCUGGUAGUGAGAGCAAUUCCUGCAAGUCCAAUUCCUCGGAGCCACCGGACCUGGACGUGGAGAUUGUGGCCGAUUCAGCAAAGGGCAGACGCCGCCUGCGUUCACGCAACCGCGCUCUCAACUACAAAAUCAAUGGUCGUGGUGGUGGCAGUGGUGGUGGUGGUGGCAGUGGUGGUGGUGGUGGUCGUCGUCAUGGUGGUGGUGAUGUGUUCUCUGCUGGUGCUGGUUGGCCUGGUCUGAAAUCUCUGAUGGAGCCAGUGUCAACUAGUAAGCCACUACGCAGGUCCCACUCGCCUAGAGGCGUGCUUGAAGAUCGGCCCAGCAGCCCCUACUUGCACGUUGACAGACACAAUGACUAUUCUGAUCAUCGAAGUAGUCCCGCGAGAGACACUGUACAUCAUCGACCUUGUACCAUUCGCAUUGAUGGUGGAUAUUAUGAUAUGCCGGUGGAUAGCCGGCUGGAGCGCUCUCCCUCUCCCUCUCCCUACAGCAAACGACGCAGCGUUUUCGUCCACGAGAGAACUGUGUCAGGCAGCUCGCCUGCUAGGGGCAAUAUGUAUUUGUCACCGAACUGCAGCCCAGCUGUGAGCCGUUUCUCAUCCCCUGGUAACAGUCUCCAGCCUAGGCCAGACUGGCACUUUGACCAUGGUCGCGAUAUGAGAAGUGUGUCACCACAAUGCCAUGCUGACAAUACUUGGGAGAGGAGUAGCAGCAGUGAACCCAUGCAUCGUCCAGACGAUUAUGCACAUGGCCGUGACAUGCGCGACUUACAGCGUUCACCUUUUCAAGACGUCUCAGCGGAGUCCAGUCGUUCCGUAUCUCCUCUGGAGCCUCCCUGGCCGUACAAUGGACAGCAAUCGUUGAGAACUGUUAGUCGAGGUGUUUCUGCUGGUGAUGCUAAGCGUGCAGUAGUGCGCAAUCCGUUUGAGGAAGACCCUGUGCGCCAACACCAUCACCAUGUGCGAGUGAUUGAUGUCAACAAGGAUUACCGCCAUAGCGUGAGCGCUCCGGUGAUAUAUGACGAUAUCGACAGACAAGAGUUUGUGCCCUUGCAACGCACUGUGAACAAUAACCGUUGGCUGUAAGUGCGUCUACAGUACAUCCACGCCUAUCCGCGCCGACGUAGUCCGAUCAGUAUUUGUUCUUCGACUAGGCAGUGUGUUUGGUCGUACGUAGCGGAGCUACGAUCAGCACCCCACUCACUUUCAUUGUAGAUCGUCCAUUCCAAGUCCGGAACUUUAAAUCCUUUCGUUUGUCUUUGUUUGGUGCAUUGUCAUCUGGCCCGUCUCUUCCAAUGCCAGCCACUUACCCUUGGCUACUUGGCUACUUUGUUUCGAAAUCCACCCUGUGGAUCUAUGCCACUGACUUUCUUACCUUUUUUUUAUUCACACAAAAGUAGCGCUCUCUACGUGUGUGUGUGUGUGUGUGUGUGUGUGUGUGUGUGUAUGCUGCAUGAACGUUGAAUACAGUACUAUUCCAAAUAGGCUUACUUGAACUUGACACGAACAUACUUAUACUGAGAUAUAGUUGUUUUGCCAGAGUCAACAGGUUUUGAGAAUAUUUUUUAUCUAUUGCUUAUCCAUUCAGCUGGUUGUGUUUCUUAACGCAAUUGUAUAGCCGGUGGUAACGCGGACGUGCAAACUUUACUUUUUUUUUAUCCAUUCAGCCAUCCCCUUG
Messenger RNA from Sycon ciliatum, 8389 nucleotides. Its product is annotated as platelet binding protein GspB-like. NCBI's taxonomy places the organism in Eukaryota, Metazoa, Porifera, Calcarea, Leucosolenida, Sycettidae. The transcript has a single exon. The coding region runs from base 658 to 7797 and encodes 2379 amino acids. Gene Ontology annotation, cellular component: nucleoplasm. Gene Ontology annotation, biological process: negative regulation of gene expression, epigenetic. The record is from RefSeq and is a predicted model, not a curated record.